This is a messenger RNA of Manihot esculenta (cassava), 3182 nucleotides long. RefSeq names its product potassium channel SKOR. Bases 252 to 2465 code for a protein of 737 amino acids. Lineage: Eukaryota; Viridiplantae; Streptophyta; Magnoliopsida; Malpighiales; Euphorbiaceae. The transcript is spliced from 12 exons. Gene Ontology annotation, molecular function: protein binding; voltage-gated potassium channel activity. Gene Ontology annotation, cellular component: membrane. The record is from RefSeq and is a predicted model, not a curated record. Gene Ontology annotation, biological process: transmembrane transport; potassium ion transport.
GACAGAUUCUAUUUGCCAGCCAAAUACUUGCUACAGUCAAAAAAUUCUCAAUGCUUUAACCUCAAGAAAGUGAAGUAGAAAAAAAAUGGAAUAUCACCAAAAGAUGAAAAUCUCUCCCGUUCCCAUCAAAUCCAUUCUCAAUAACACACUGACGAUUCAGUUUCUUUCUCAAUACUACUCUCACUCUCGCACUUGCAUUUCCGUUUACUGUGAAAAUCUAGCUGCCUUUGGCUGAGAUCUGAGAGGGAUUGAUGAUGAUGAUGAUGCAGCGGAAGCAAGAGAGAAGAGACAGUGAUUCGGAAGAGGAAGAGUUUGUGGAGGAGAAGAGUGACAAUAAGCCGCAGUGGAAAAAGCUUCUGUGUUUGUUUAGAAAUGAUUCGAUUGGUGGAAUUGGUGGAGAGAUUGUGAGAGAUGGAAAUGGAAGCAGCGUCGCAGGCGGUUCUUCUUCAGCUUCUCACCGUGGCUUUAUCAUUCGCCCUGAUGACUGGUGGUACACAGCAUGGACGCAUUUCAUACUGAUAUGGGCGAUUUAUUCAUCUUUUUUCACUCCAUUGGAGUUUGGAUUCUUCAGAGGUCUCCCAGAGAACCUUUUCCUUCUCGACAUUGCUGGGCAGAUCGCUUUUCUAAUUGACAUUAUUGUUCGUUUCUUUGUUGCCUAUCGCGACACUCAUUCCCAUCGCUUGGUCUACAAUCGAAAUCUCAUUGCCAUUAGGUACUUGAAAUCUCGGUUUUUGGUUGAUAUUUUGGGUUGUCUUCCCUGGGAUGCUAUCUACAAGGCUUGUGGGAGAAAAGAGGCGGCCAGAUACAUGUUAUGGAUUAGGCUAAGUCGGGCUCGCAGAGUGUCAGAGUUUUUUGAGAGGUUGGAGAAAGAUAUCAGGAUCAAUUACCUUUUUACGAGAAUUGUGAAACUUCUUGUUGUUGAACUCUAUUGCACACAUACAGCUGCCUGCAUAUUUUACUAUCUUGCUACUACCUUGCCUCCCUCUGAGGAAGGUUACACAUGGAUAGGAAGUUUACAGAUGGGUGACUAUCACUAUUCACACUUCAGAGACAUUGAUCUUUGGAAGCGUUAUAUAACAUCGCUCUAUUUUGCCAUUGUUACCAUGGCAACUGUUGGUUAUGGAGAAAUACAUGCAGUCAAUGUCAGGGAAAUGAUAUUUGUCAUGGUUUAUGUAUCUUUUGACAUGAUUCUUGGUGCUUAUCUGCUUGGUAACAUGACUGCAUUAAUUGUAAAAGGAUCAAAGACUGAAAAGUUUAGAGAUAAAAUGGCUGAACUCAUCAAAUAUAUGAAUAGAAACAAUCUUGGAAAGGGUAUAAGUAAUGAGAUCAAAGGCCAUUUGAGAUUACAAUUUGAUCGCAGCUAUACUGAAGCAGCUGUCCUUCAGGAUAUUCCAUCUUCUUUACGUGCAAAGAUCUCACAAAAGUUGUAUGAACCAUAUAUCAAAGAAGUUCAUCUUUUCAAGGGAUGCUCUUUGGGAUUCAUUAAGCAGAUUGCAAUAAAGGUGCAUGAGGAGUUUUUUCUCCCAGGUGAAGUGAUUAUAGAACAGGGCCAAAUAGUGGAUCAACUUUAUUUUGUCUGUCAUGGUGAAUUGGUAAAGGAGGAAUUAGGAAAAGAAGGAAAUGAUGAAACUGAAGAGCCCAUGUGUCUGCAAGCAUAUAGCUCAUUUGGUGAAAUUUCUUUUCUUUGCAACACUCCUCAGCCACAUACAGUUCGAGUUAGGGAACUUUGCAGGGUCUUGCGACUUGAUAAGCGAUCAUUUACCGAGAUCCUUGAGAUUUACUUCUCUGAUGGACGAACUAUCUUGAACAAUCUCCUUGAGGGAAAAGACUCCAAUCUGCAGAAUGAGUUAUUGGAGUCAGAUGUCACACUUCACAUUGAAAAAUCUGAGUCAGUUUUGGCCACAAGGUUGAAUUGUGCUGCAUAUGAUGGAGAUUUUUAUCGGCUGAAACGUCUGAUUGGAGCUGGGGCAGAUCCUAAUAAGACAGAUUAUGAUGGAAGAUCACCUCUGCACGUUGCUGCUACUAAAGGACAUGAAGAUAUAACACUUUUCCUUAUUGAGCAAGGAGUGGAUGUCAACAUUUCAGAUAAGUUUGGAAACACUCCCUUGCUUGAAUCUGUCAAGGGUGGGCAUGAUGAAGUAGGAUCCGCGCUAGUUAGAGCAGGGGCAACACUGGAAAUUGAUGAUGCUGGUGGUUUUCUCUGUAUGGCAGUUGCAAGGAGGGAUUUGGGACUCUUGAAAAGAGCUUUAGCCAAUGGAAUGAAUCCAAACGCCAAAAAUUUUGAUUGCAGGACACCACUUCACGUAGCUGCCUCAGAAGGGUUGUACCCAAUGGCAAAGUUACUUCUAGAAGCAGGGGCUAGCGUUUUCUCAAAGGACAGGGAUUCCAAGAAAAGGCUAAACAGGCUAGCAUACUCUGGUGGACAGGAUCGUUGCCCCCCCUGUGAUACUGUACAGCAGAGCUAGCCCAACUGCUUAAGGCAGUUCUUAUUAUGGGGGAUAUCCUUGUAAUGUCAAGUUUCUCCUGUUCCUAAUCUUAGAAGGAGAUUUUGCAAUUCUAAAGAUAGGUGCUUGUAACUUAUCCUUCACAGUGAUAAAUGCAGGCGGCUCUUUUUGGAUCUAUGCACAUCAAAGAACCACUUAAAAUUUCCAUGUCUUUUUCUAUUCAUUUCCAUAUGAUCUUUAUUCUAAUUUGUCAUUAAUUUUUUUUCCCCGCAUUUUUCAUUUUUAAGAUUUUCUGCGAAGUAGGAAAUGAACUUACAAUAAAAGUUGGAUUGAGGGCAAGAUAUGUGGGAAAUUUCUUACCUAGAUGGUCCAUCGUGGACGGAGAGAGUAAUGCAUAGUGGGAUACACUUAUUUUGCAUUUGAAUCCUGCAUAUUUAUGUCUUGGUCCAUGUGGACUGAGUCUAGUGAAAAAAAUUCCAGAUAAGAGUAGAUGGCACCACCUCCUCCUAUUUGGAGCUUCAGGUGUAUUCUACACUUACUAAAUAUAUAAUUUAUUGGAAGUUUGUUAGUUUUGCUAUUCAGACUUGCACAAGUCAACUUGCGUUUCUUCUAUUUCUUAGAAGUUAAAAGAAAUAUUUGUUUGAGCUGUCUACAAUGCUAUUAUCUGAUUACAUAUUGAAAGUUUAAACUCAUAAAUUGUGCAAUCUAUCCCAUUUUGGAUUGACAAAGUUCAUCCAC